This is a messenger RNA of Candida albicans SC5314, 693 nucleotides long. RefSeq lists its product as uncharacterized. The record is from RefSeq and is a predicted model, not a curated record. The coding region runs from base 1 to 693 and encodes 230 amino acids. The transcript has a single exon. Lineage: Eukaryota; Fungi; Ascomycota; Pichiomycetes; Serinales; Debaryomycetaceae.
AUGCUGAAACAAUAUCAAUGUAAUGGUAUCACAACUAAAGGGGUUAGGUGUAGAAUAAAGUGCCAACUGCCAAAUUCCUACUGUCGACACCACGAGAGGCAAUCGUAUACCCAUCACAGCAAUAACCAUAAACCUCAAUCAAAUGACACUGGCUAUAUCUACAUGUAUACCAUGACCAACUUUCUAUUCCCACCAAAAAAUUGGAGUUUCAAAGUAAAGAAUUUGCCUGACGCGUCUAAGAAAACUGAUUGGGUGAAUUUCAACAGCAGGAAAUCACAUUACAUUCUUAUCAAGAUUGGACGGACCACCAAAACACCAGAAUCACGUAUACAGCAAUGGCAAGAAAAGUGUCAACACCCAUUGACCAAUAUGGGGCCGCCCAACAAACACUUGAUAAGAAAACGCCGUGGGUUAGUUGAACGAUUGGCGUGCAUGAGUAUUGAUGAUCCAGUGUAUUCUCGUUGGAAAAACGGUGGGUUCUAUUGUAGGAACCUAAACUUGGUAGAGCUGACUAUCCAUCAGGAGUUAUGGAAAAAAUAUGGCAAGGGCCAAGUAUACUGUGUUACCUGCUUGGCUGAGGAAUCCCGUUCAGAAGCCAAAUUCAAAAUCCACAUGGAAUGGUUUCUAAUACCAAAGGAAGACAUUGAAGAAGUUUACCAGUUGAUAGAUACUAUUUGUGUGAAAAUAGGAUAA